Molecule: messenger RNA, 774 nt
Organism: Prunus avium (sweet cherry)
Lineage: Eukaryota; Viridiplantae; Streptophyta; Magnoliopsida; Rosales; Rosaceae
Product: F-box/kelch-repeat protein At3g23880-like
Molecular function (GO): protein binding
Source: RefSeq, a predicted model, not a curated record
AUGGACUCCACAUCUUCGUCAAAACUCACCUACAUUCCUGAAGAAAUUGUACGUGAAAUCCUCCUGAGGUUGCCGGCCAAAUCUUUAAUCAGGUGCACUGCGGUGUGCAAGUCAUGGAGUUUCCUGAUCAAAAGAUGUAACUUCAUUGACGCCCAUCUCAGCCGCAAAUUAUCAUUCCAAUCCAACCACCAAAUCGUCGAUGGUUGUCAACUUCUUCUGCUGGAAAAUCACACCAAGCUUAACUUGUUGUCGUGUUAUGGGGAUAUCCUUUACCUUAACCCUGCGUUACCUGGUGGUGCUGCUGUUACCGAGCUUAUGAAUCCACCAAUUUUGAACGAAAACACUGGUUUCGCCAUGGUCCAAACUCGUAACGGGCUUGUAUGCCUUACUUGUACUAAGGACCACAAAGCUGGGAAUGACAUCUUUAUUUGGAACCCUUCAAUUAGAAGGUAUGUGGGGUUGCCUAGGCCUAAUUUUAUUGUAAACCUAAAAAAUUAUAACAUCGUUCGUCACUUCUUUGGCUAUGAUUCUCACACCAACGACUAUAAGGUUUUGAGAUGUGUGAGUGAUGAUUUUACCCUAGUUGCGGUUGAGAUUUACUCCUUAGCCAGAGGCUCCUGGAAAACCCUUACCACGUCAGCUCCUACAUAUAUUUUGGGUUUGACGUCGCUGCUAACUGGCUUUUCUCUUACUGGGCUGUUGUCAAUGAUGCGCUGCAUUGGGUUCGACUCCGUGAACGAAGAGGGAAGGACCUUGUCAUUGUGUCCUUUCUGA